This is a messenger RNA of Postia placenta MAD-698-R-SB12, 1656 nucleotides long. RefSeq lists its product as hypothetical. NCBI's taxonomy places the organism in Eukaryota, Fungi, Basidiomycota, Agaricomycetes, Polyporales, Adustoporiaceae. Gene Ontology annotation, molecular function: RNA binding. Gene Ontology annotation, biological process: tRNA N2-guanine methylation. The record is from RefSeq and is a predicted model, not a curated record. Bases 1 to 1656 code for a protein of 551 amino acids. The transcript is spliced from 13 exons. Gene Ontology annotation, cellular component: nucleus.
AUGGCCACUGAGUCUGCAGAACCCGCCAUCACUGUGCCCGAAGGGUAUACCUUGCACUCGGAGAACACCUCCCAUAUCCUUCUGCCCCCGGGAAAUCAAGCAUUCCUGAAUCCAGUGCAGGAAUUCAACCGCGAUCUAAGUGUCGCUUGCAUCCGUACAUGGAGCGAAGUUCUCAACGAGGAGAAGGAAAAGAAAUGGAGACAAAAUCAGGAGCGGCGAGCGAAAAAGGCGCAGAGCGGUGGAGGGCCGAAGACCAAGCGGGCAAAAAGUGAAUAUCAGCCUUACAAAAGCGUUAUUCUGGAAGCCCUUUCGGCGACAGGGCUGCGGUCGAUACGUUAUGCUAAGGAGAUACCGCUGGUAAAAUAUGUCAUUGCAAACGACCUAUCCUUUUCAGCAGUAGAGGCCAUGCGGCAUAACAUUGAAAUCAACGGCCUUGGGGAGACCUCAUCCGACACGCAAAAGCCGGAGGGUAGCAAGCGUGUGGCAGCCAAAGUCAGGGUCAAUGAAGGCGACGCAUGUGCUCUUAUGUACAACCAUCGGAGCGAACGGGAUCGUGUCGAUGUCGUCGACUUGGAUCCAUAUGGCACUGCCUCGCCGUUCAUCGACGCUGCCGUGCAAUGCGUGAGUGAUGGAGGCCUGCUAUGUGUCACAUGUACCGACCUCUCCGUCCUCGCCACCGUUAACUACCCUGAGAAAUGCUUCUCCAAUUAUGGCGGGGUGCCUGUGAAAGCAGAGUACUGCCAUGAAGGUGCACUUCGGCUAGUAUUGCAUACCAUUUCCACUUCCGCAGCGCGGUACGGCCGAUAUAUCCAGCCAUUGCUGUCUCUAUCUAUAGACUUCUACGUGCGCGUGUUCGUGCGCGUGUAUUCUUCUGCGAACGAAGUAAAAAAAGCUAUCAGCAAGACGUCCACGUACUACAUCUGCAGUGGCUGCCAAUCUUUUUAUAGCCAGCCCCUUGGUAGGAUGACUGAAAAUGUCCACGAGGCGACCGGCAAUGUCAAUUACCAUUUCAAGGCGCACACAGGCCCGGCAGUGCCUAACAAGUGCCCGGAGUGCAACUCUGCUCUUCAUAUCGCAGGACCCAUGUGGUCAGGCUCGAUACACGAUCCAGUCUUCAUUUCGAAGGUGUUGGAGCAUGUAGAAGGGAACGAGGACAAGUAUGGCACUUCCACAAGAAUGAAAGGGAUGCUGACUGUUGCAAAAGAGGUAGUUGCAUUCGUCGUUAUUUGGUACUCCGAGCUCGAUGUUCCAUUUUACUUCACCCCGGCAAAGAUCGCCGGCAGCUUCCACUGCAUUUGUCCUAAUCUAGACGAAGUGGCGUCGGCAUUGUUGCAUGCAGGCCAUGAGAUCUCUCGGUCUCACGCAUGCGCAGGCUCCUUAAAAACCACAGCUUCUCGUGUAGACAUACACGAUAUCUUCCGCUCCUGGAUCAAGACGCAUCCUGUAAGAAUGGAUAAAGUAUCGCCGACAUCGCCGACAUUCCAACUUCUCAGCAAAGAAGCAAGAACGGAGGCCAAUUUUGAACACCACUCGAAGUCGGUCACAGCAUCUUCCAAGGUGAAGCUCGUGCGUUAUCAGACGAAUCCGACGCCCAACUGGGGCCCCGGCAAAAAGGCUGGCUCGGGUAAGAGGAAGCGCGAGGAGGAGAAUCAAUAA